CAUGGCUAAUGAAGUGAAAACCAGUGUGCACUUUGGUGUCUUUAGAACAGACACUGUGACCAAGUGAAACAUUCAGGUAGCUUUGGCAAAGGGCAACUGUCCAGGAUGUACCGUGGAAGGAAAGUGACGGAUCCCGUGCCAAAAGUUCGGGGAACAGAAAUUUAUGACUCCUCCCUCACAGAUCUUGCUAAAGCAUGGGAUACUGUGGGGAAGACCAGAUCUGAGCUGCGAAAACUUCAAUAUCGUCUUGGGGAGACACAGAGAGUGCCACUCGGUGUUGGUCUAAAUGAAACAGGGGAGGCAAGCAUUACUGACUAUUCGGCCUUCUCGCUGGGCACCAAUCAGACGUACAACUUGCCAAGUACAGGUCGACAGUUCCCGAGUGGGGCUACUGUCGAUAACCAGGGUUGGAGCAAGCAUGUUCGUGUUCAGAAAGCUCAGAUCCCUGGGGCACGGCAGAUAAGCCAUCUAGAAGAUAAUUUCAUGGAGCAUCCAAAUAGACAGCCAGGUCAUCAUGUGACCUCUAAAAGUGGGUCAGACAGAAGUCGUGCCCCACUUGACUUACCCAAUCGGGACCCAGGGUUUGAUAGGAACGCCCAGAGGGCAGCCAGCCCAAAAAGGGUGGAUUUCAGUAACCAGUUAGAGCUGAGGAAGAUAAACCCUGACGGAACAUAUACCGACAGCUUUGCUCUAGGGGAAGGAGCCAGUGCUUACAGUGCUUAUAAUCCCGGUUUGAACUCUGACCCAUUGUUGUCACAUGACACCCACUCAUAUAGCCAGUCAACGCUCACAGAUUCAAAGGCUUUACGAGAAACAGAAAUACGUUUUUUGAACAACCAGCGAUACAAUCCUCAGACAUUUGAGAGCCGUCCUGAUGCGUAUGACGUUCGAUGGAACAAAAUCUCCUCCAGACUGACACAUGUGGAUGUCAAUGUCCCAGGUGCCACAAACUAUCGCUCCACGGCGCGUCAAGCUCUGAACGGAGCGGCCAGUGUACCAGGAGGCGCUGUAGGCCGUGACAGGGGAGGCCACUCUGACAUUCAAAAACAUGAUGGAUACUCAUCGACGACCAGUGAAGGCAGCGAAAGUGGGAAUGGGAAAGGAAUCAAAAAACAUCUCAAGGACUUUGAUAGAGACACAGGUGCACUGGCCAAAUUGAAGGAGAAGAUAAGACAGCAACGUCUGGCUACAGCUGCAGCAUCGGCUAAAGGGGAGAAAGAUCCAGUAGCAAGGGAAGAUAACCCACUAGAGGCUGAACCUCCACCACAGAUAGGGGGAGUUGGCAGUGUGAAUGACAUCACUCAUCGUCUCCAUGGUAACAGUGAUCCAGUGGAGGCUCUGGGUGCAAUGCCGGUUUGGGAGAAUGACCGUGUUUCUGCUGCCGUGGUGCGGAAAGUGGCUGCUGGUCCACCUCCACCUGUUUAUAAGGGUUUUAAUGAAGCAGAAUCAUGGUACAAAUUGGUGAAGAGAUUGGAAGGAUCACGAAAACCCAACCGGAAGAAACCACAAAUACACAUCCAGGAGAAACGCAAGGAUGAAAACGAUGAAUUUCGCGAACCCAAGCAUCCAGACAAACCACGGAGACGAGUAGUAGCUCACAGAGACAAGCCUUCCAAACCCAAGCCUAGAGAUGUGAUAACAACCAGUUCGUGGAGAUCUGGGCAGCAAGUUAUUCUCCAGACUCUGGGACCUCGCAAAUCUUCACGGCCCAGCAAAUCUGCGGGAGCGAAAUCCUCUUCUGACACAGAUGUGGAAACAAAGGUUAAUGAGAAGGAGACAAACUCACAACGACCUGAAACACUAGGGGGCGCUGAACAGCGGAAGGACGAUGUCUCUAAGAUUCUGUCUGAGGAGGCCAGGAAGGUUCUGACUGACCUACACAUAGGUCAGGAGGAUGGCGGUAUAAUGCACGGGGCAAAGAAGGAUGGGGAAUCGGACAAGCCCAAGAAACCUGCUGUCAAGAGGAAAGCUCCUAAACCUCAAGAAGCAGAGAAACAACAGCCGGCAACAAAGUCACGACAUUACGAUGCAGAUGCCGUGCGCCAGUACAUCGCUAAGCAGAAAGAGGAGCGACUGCGGCGCAAACGAGAGGAGCAAGAGACACGUGCGCGCAUGGAGGCCGAGCGCCGCAAACAGUUGGAGGAGCUCAGCAAGAAGACUAAACCUUCUGCGAACCAACGCAAGCCGAUGAGACCGGCAACUAGCAAGUCAAAGCAGUCCAGCGAGCCCGUGGCAAAGACAGUUGCAUGGGAGGAAGGAAGCACUAAAGCUAUGCUUGUGGAGGACAAAAUAAAGCGACUGUUAGGGAGCGAAUCUGACAAGGAGAACAAAGAUGUGUUGGAACUAAGUGACAGCAGCUCUACCCUCACCAACGACGACUCGGUGGGAGACUCCACCCCUGUGGCUACCCCACGGGGAGAACAGCUGGACAGAGGGAAGGACAGUAGGCCAGGUUACAGUUUUGUUCCAGGGGAGGUAGAGACUCAGAUUGGCAGAGCAGGGCUCUAUUCCACCCACUCUCAUGACUCCCUUAGGCAGAGAGGCCCAGGUGUGGGAACUACUGAACCUCGGGGUGGCCUCCCCUUGACCUCGUCCGCUCCUCCCUCAGAUUUAGGGUUAUUUUCUGCUUCCGGUCAGUACCGAACUCGAGCAGAACGGAUCCAGGCGAUCAAGGACACGGCUGCGACUUUACAGAAUCGUCUCCAGGCGGAUGCACAGAGAUUAACCGAGUCGGGACCAACCAGACAAGCUUCCUCUCUCCCAGGGCCCUCUUCCCAGCCAUCAGCCUUGAAGCCACGCUGGGCCUCUGUGUCGGCACAGGGUGCCAGUCGAGCUCCCGAGGGAGAUGUUCAACCCACAAGGCAUGAGAGGAUAGCUGGGAUCAACGAUGACUUCACGGUGUUCAGGUCUAAUCUACCAGGUGUGGAGAGCCUUUCAAGCCACCUUCAGCGCGUGGAGCAGAACAGAGCACAGGACUCUGCUGCAACACGCAUACAGUCAGCAUACAGAGGACAGGCAGUGAGGCAAACCCUGGACUGGAAACUCCCCUCUGGGAAGUCUGUGGGUUCCAAGAUACGAGGUGCAGGCAGGGUGAGGAAGGAGAGGUAUCAGGACUCAGAUGAAAGUUCCACGUUCAGCGACAUUACAAUCACAGAUGACUCAGAAGUUGAGUCACUCGCGUCUCCUCCAAAGAAGAUAGGAUCUGGUUUAUUAGGACGAGAUUACCAUCCUGGAGAUAAAUAUCGGCAGGAAGUUUUAGAACAAAACAGGGCAGAGCGUGACCCCUUGCCUCAGACCAAGACGUGGGCAUCGGCGAUACAUUGGGACAAACCAGAGGCCGACCCUUACAGCACGCUAAACGUGUUCACUCGAAAAUACCAGCAGACUGAAAGGGAGAGGCUAAAACCAGCUGGACUGCCUGUAACUUCUGACCCGGUGAGAGAGCGGCUUCAGGCAACAGAUACUGCGUAUGAAACUCAGAGAGCAGGAGAGGUUCCUCCCCAUGGCUGGAGAAGCCCGGUUGGUUUGCGUGAGACUGUGAAAGAGGCAGAGACAAGACGGAGUGAAACAAGACAUGUUGAGACAUCAGGAAGACCCGCCAGUGCUCUAGACGUUGCCAGGACUGACGAUGUCCGAUCUCGACUGGCUUCUGCUAGCUUUCACCCGACACAAGAUAGUGAUCAUGAGGACAAGGAAGAAGACGUGACCAUAGAGGGAGAUGACUCUUACACACAGUCAUUUGACAGUGAUCAUGAUCCAGUGGCUCAGAGCUAUGGGAACCAGGUGGAAUCAGUUGUCAAAGAAACCACAAGGUCACAUGAGGUCAGGCAUGCCUUUCCUUCCUCCCGCCAGGAAGACUCCAUGGAAUCUGAUGUAUCCAGCAUGGUGGACGAAGAGUUGCCUGAUUUCUCUCAAAAGAUAUCGACUGCAAGUAGAGGAGCAGAAGACCCCAGCUCCACACAACACCCCCCUCGCUUCUCUCCAAGUGCUCUAGAGAGGAAGAUGGCAGCAGAGUUAAACCUGCUGGAGAGUAUGGAAGAAUCCAUGCGGCAGAUUACAGGGGUGGAGAGAAGUAGAGCCGUCUCAAUGGCUCAGCAAGAAACUGUGUCCCUCGCCCAGAUAUUGAAGUCACGCCAGCAAGCCCAUGAAUUAGAGAUGAAGGAACUUCAGCUCAAAGCGCGUCAGGAAACAGCAGAGGCCAGUCUUCAGCUGGAGGAGGUCAGAAAACGCGCUGCCGAGGCAGCCCAAAACGCAGCGCAGAUGAUCACCAUGGUGAGAGGAGGGGAUGCGAGCCAGUCUCUUCAUGAGUCGAGACGCAGACUGAUAGAAAGUCAGACAGAAGUGGCCAAAGCAACUGCUGAAGCAACACGGUGUUUGGCAGAAGCACGAGGCGGCGUUGUUGGCGUGGGGAGUGACAUCGGGAGAAAGGUCAAGACUAGUGGAAAGCCUGGUGUGGAAGAUAGAAAUCCAGUUCUGAGCAGCAGGUCCGUGUCAAAGUCUACGGUGACAUCGAGCUUCUCUCGAAGUUCCGAUGAGUACGACAGCAUGACCAAAUCACCAAGUAACACGCGGUCAAAGGCUCGAUCAUCAGGGAGCCUGAUAUCAGAGAAUGUGGUAACGGCCAAUGACUCCCUGGACCACCCUCUGUCCUCUAUCAGGACAGCCAGCAGUGCCGAGGCCAAAGAUGACUCCAAAUCUGAGAGUAUUGCUGAGGAUUUGUCCUACGCUAAAGGAUCUGUAGAUGAGUACUCCAUGAACUUUGACGAGUCGCUCACCGAAGAUGAGGUGGAGGAGAAGUCCUUCAGAAUGGUGUUGCCCUCAGAGAGUCACCGCCGCAAAGCCAAGCAUCAGCGCUCCCAGUCCGAUGUGUCCGUGACAUCUGAGGAUCAGUCAGUGGCUUCUGGAAAAUUUGGCGAUGACUUCAGCUCCCUGUUUAUUGGUGAAGAUUCCUUCAACAGAUUUACCACAGAAAUGGUCAGUCAAUACAUGAGGGAGGAGGAGCUAAGGGCCCAGCAUCAGGCCUCCUUAUUACAUCUGCGUGAGAAGGCACUGCGUGAGAAGACCAAGGCUGAGUUAGCCUGGCUGGAUCAGCAAAAAAAGAGGAUGAGAAACAAGGGUUCCGACGAUGCUUAUCCGCAGCUGAAGAAACGUCAGCGUGGAAUUAUUCUCAAACUGGAACAGGAACAGGCAGAAAUCAAACGGUUACAGGAGGCGAAUUUGGCAGCUUCUAAGGAAAGACAACUCAUUCUGAAACAGCAACAGGAGCUUCAACAGUUGAGAAAAAGUACCCAGAAUACGUGGGAUAAGGUACAGGGUGUGCGACCAGCCCGUGGGAAUCAGCCGUUUAGAGCUUACCACCGUCGGGAGGACGUUCAUACAGAGGAUGAAGUCAGUCUAGCUUUGGAAGAAGGGUCUGAUGCCAACAUAACCAAGAAAGAUAUUAAAUCAGAUUCAGAAAUUUAUGCGGAGCCCAAACAAAGGAAGAAAUCUGAGAGCAAAGUGAUGACAAAGUUAAAGAAUGUCCAUUUGGAUCAGAGAUACCUGACAGCCAGGGAAAAGAAACUACGCGAUCGUCGGAAAAAUGCCGAACAACUUCUGGCCUGGAAGAAAAAACUAGAUGACGAGGAGAAGAAAAUUUAUGAGCUUGAGAAACAGGCCAUUGACUUGUGGGAGGAUGGGGAGAGGAAGAGUGGAAAGAGAACCAGCAGGUCGGAGAAAGGGACAGGGAAAGACGCAGCGGAUGGGGCCAGAGAUAAAAGGGCAAACAAAGGAAAAGAAACGGAGAGAGAUAUAUCUGAGACACAGACCUCUUUGCCUGCACAGAGGAGUGAAAGCGAAAGCUCGAUUUCAGAAGCCAUCUCAAGGUCACAGGUGUCAAGGUCAGAAAUAUCAAGGUCACAAGCCUCAAGGUCGCGCACCCAAGGUGCCAAGCACCCAUCCUCUGUGGCUAAGAGAGGUGAAGGUCAGACAGAGGUCAGUGAAAGUGAAGGGAGCAUACAAGAGGAGAUCCAGUCUCAGUCCAGCAGCAACACUGAGGAAGCUUCCACGACCAAAAAGCAAGCCAGGGAGUCCGUUCACGACACCAUCCGGACUCAAUCAGUCGCAGACACUUACGGAGAUGACUCCUUUGUCUCUGCUGACUCAGUAACUCCGUCCAAGAAGAAAAGCCCGCUCCACAAGCUCCGCACCCCACCCAGUGGCCUCCUGUUUGACCCCAGUCGGUCCCCACUGUCUCCUGGGCGACCAUUUGGCUAUAAACGAGGGUCGGAGAGUGAAUCAGAGGAUUCUCUGCAUGCAGAAACGGCUUCAGACCAGAGUGAUGUGGAGGGGAGAAUUCGAGCACUGAAAGAUCAGCUUCAGUGUCGAAAACUCCAGUUUGAUCGUCUGAAAAAGGAAAGUGAGAAACAACAGAAAGAGAAGCUUAAGACGCAUGAGGAGUCCCUGAAAAAACAGAUUGAGGCAUAUGACAACUCCAUCAAACAGAUGACUGUUCAACUUCAAAAUGAACUGGAGCACGAACCUGUAAGAACUGGGAAGAAACCACAGAUUAAGCACCCCCGAGGAAGGGACUCUAAACAGAAGGCCACCCAUGAGGAGAGUUCACCCCAGAAGCCACUCCCACCUCAGCGCAGUGAGUCGGAGAGCAGCCGGUCCAGCCAAUCGUCCAGCUUUGAAGAGAGCCGAGACAGUAUCGACUCCUCUCAGACAAGUCCUACCUCUGUCACUGAAGGUGUACUGACAAGCCCCUCUGUAUACAAGAAAGAUAGUUCUGUCGGUGGGAAGAAAGGUUCUCUGUUGGAAAGCAUAUCAGAGCGAAGUGAGACGCCUCCAGCAGAGAGAGUCCGCAGGUCUUUGUUGGGGAAGGAUGAGUUGUCUAAUGUGUCAGCUUCAAAAGCAGUUGACAAAACAAGAGACAGCAAGUUCUCUGCAGAAGAAGCUGAAUUAGCCCUGCCCAUUGCUGAUGAUGACAAUGCAGUUGUUUUAGAUGCAGAGAAAAUGAUCAUUCCAGCAACAAGUGCUAGCAAAACUUUAACAUUUGACACUGUGCCUGUAAGCGCUGGCUCCAAUUUAACACCACGACAGCAGAGUUUUGCUGGCUCAGAGCUUUUGUCUGCACGAUCGGAAAUAUCAGAAUAUAUCACAGAAAAUGUGCCUUCUCAAGCCUCGGCUGUUUCAUAUUCAGACGAUGGGCUGGGUUUCAAGCCCCUGGGAGUUUUGGACACAGAAAAGCAGGUGGAGAGUAAACCAGCAGAUAUUAAUGAUGAUGCUUCCCAGGCUGCAGAAGAUGAGGCGCUGAAGUCUGACAUCUCCAAAUAUUCCUAUUCGACAACAAAAUCAGAGAAGACAUUGAGUGAGAAGUCUGAUGUAAGCUACACAGAGGACUUCUCAGAAGCAGAAACUGGAGUCUCGGAGAGAGGUAAAGUGUCUAAGUCUCUUGGCAAAGAGGAUACUGUGUUGAGUGAUGAAGAAAUCAGCGAAGAACUCUCCAUGGUGAGUGAUGUGAGUGAAAAAACAUCAUCUGCCCCACUUCUGGAUGUCCUUAAAACUGCCAACAAGGAAGGUGAGACCAAGAUGGACGAGGUGGACGAGAUGGUUGAUGAAGAGAAGAAAGCCAUUAUCCCAGACGAGGAAAAGACGCCAGUCCAGUCACCAAGAGACACCAGUGCUAAUUUGGAGGUCACUCCAGCUGCGUUGAAGGAAAUUCAGUUGGAGGAUUCGUUCGACAAACCAUCACCAAAACUUUCCCAAGAGGGUUCAAAGCUUGAUGAUGAUGAGUCGUUGGUAACUGACAGUGAGCUGGACAAGGUCAUAAGUAGCACAGCCGCUGCAGUUGAGCAGUUUGACUCCACGCCUUUCUCCUCACCGGAACAUGUGCCCAAAUCUCAGGCAGUGUCACCUGCCAGCUCGAAGAGACUUGCAGCCUCUGAGAAACUUGUGGACAGUCUCACCAACGGGUUGAUGGAAAGUGUUCUCAAAGAUUCCAUGACAGCCAUGGGCCAGAUAGCAGCCAGACGCUCUCCGUCGAAAACUCCUCCACCCACUCGUCCAAAACCAAAGCGAGACUUGGCUACAGCCCCGUCUGAUCAGCCAUCUACGUCUCCGCCUGCGGCAGGAGUUUCACCAUCAAGUCCACACCCAGAGUCCAGACAGAACGGGUCGCCAGCAGCUGAAAUGCAGACUGACUCCGUCAUGUCCAAUAUGUUGAAUGAAGCCAUUUCAGAAAUGAUAACAAUACGCAACAAACAGAGAGAACGUUCCUCGAGUCCCAAGAGUCCGGAAGACAAGAUAGCUGGUAGGACAUCACCAGUAGAUGAAACAAGUUCUCUGAACAAAGUUACUAAUGGACUUCAGCAUGAGGAUAUCUCGAUGACUGGAGGUGUCCCAAGGCCCGGCUCUCCUUUGCCAGGGGAGAAACCCAUUUUUUCUAAGGAGGACAUAUCUAAGCUGGAUGAUGAUCUGAUGAAUAUCUACGGGGUAGAGGAUGAGUAUCAUGAUGAUGACGAGUGGUUCCACCCCACUCAGGUUCCUAACAAACCUCCCCCUCCUUACCCAGGUACAGCAGAUCACCAAGCUCACAUUCCCUAUGAGAUCAGUCGCAUACUGCAGGUUGAGCAGCCUCAGUACGCAGUCCCGCACAAGAAGGAAGAUGUCUGCAGGAUCGUUGGUAAUGCCGUGGAGGUGUACUGGAUGCGACGACGGUAUGGGGAGCCUCUGGAAGGAGUGACUCCACCAGAGACGUACUUCUCUCAGGAGGACAAUGGAAUUGACAUGGACAGCACCAGCCGGCGGGCUUACAAAACUCUCUUGUUCGACCUGGCAGGGGAGAUAAUCAGGGAGGUGUACAAAGGCGAACAGGAAGAGGAAGAUGAUCCCCCACAGCCAUGGAAGAAGCCCAAGAGCAAGCAGCAGAAGUAUUACAAAGGUGCCGAGCCACCGACCACCAUGGACGUAUUGACAAAGCUAGUGCAAGACACGGCAGUCAUAAUCCUGGGGUUGAACGGAACCCCAAGGCUGGACCCCAGGCUCAACAAAUGGGGGUCGCGCAAGAAGAAAGACAAUGUGGAUAGCAUCCUCGUAGAGGAGCUACACGAAGAAGAACCCCAUUGGGUGAAUUACGACGACGACGAACUGGCCGUCAAGAUGCAAUUGACGGACACAAUCUUUGACUCACUGCUCCAGGAUACUGUUCAGACAAUGAACGGAGUCUUCCGCAAGUGGAAGAGUAGGACUCAAGAGCCUGGGUGAAAUGAUCUGUAUUUGAUUACGUGUGGUUAGAAAUCUUGUCAUUCCAUUUCAUUUGCUCUGUUGCUUUGUUCUGGGACAUUGACAAGAUCGGAUUUUGCCUUUUUCCAUCAGUGGAAGUUUACAAGGCAUGAGUGCCUAGAUGAAAAGCGAGGAAUUAUAUUUUUGUUUAUAUUUAGAUUUAUACAUUUUAUACAUGGCUGUUAAUGUAAGGAAUUAUGAAUAUGCAUAUGUAGAUAAUAAUUUAUUAUUGUUGUCACAAGGCCUUCUGUUGCAUGUUUCUGUGACCCAGGAACAUGCAGUCAUAGAUGUGUAGUGCUGUGAUGAUAGAGCUUCUGUGGAAGCGUUUUUUAGGAAAAUGAUGGCAAAUCCUUGCUUAGGACAUGCCAAAUUAUAUCUUUAGGCUUACCCCUUAUAACUUAGCCGUAGCAAGAAACAUAGUAUAGCUUAAGAGCUAAUAGAUCAGGUUCAUUCUCAGAAAUAAGUACUCUCCCCCAAGCUUAAGACAAAGAAUGCCAAGUAUUUUCAACCCCCAAGGUCUCUUGUCUCCGGUCAAGUUAAGUUAUCACUGUCUGAACAUAGACAUUACAGCUAAUUCUGUGAUGGAUAGAAGUCCUCUGGCAAGCAAGUAAACUCCAUGCUUUUUAGCGUGCUGGUGUAAUGAUACAGGCAUGUUAUGAUCCAUUUUUACACAAGGGGCCAGUUUGACAAAGUCGGGUAUGACAUUUUUUUUUAUCGUACAUUUGUCGUACGAUAUUUUGUACGUCACUAUUUCCGUACCAUUGUCCUGUAUGUGCGAUUAUCGCACCUGUACGACGUUUUUGUGAAACUUGGCUCAGAACUCUGCUGUGGCUCAGAACUCUGGCGUGGCUCAGAACUCUGCCGUGGCUCAGAACUCUGCCGUGGCUCAGAACUCUGCCGUGGCUCACUCACCAAGAUAUGAUUCAGUAACUCAUCUGACAGAAAAAGAGCAUAUUGCAGAUUUGGGUAGACACUUCCGUAAAUCUGGUAUGAUUUAACAUGAAGAUGUUCAUAGUGGGACACCAUGGUUUUGUCAAGCUCCAGUUCACCAGGCAAAGAGGACCUGUUGUUGGUUUAGACAAAAGUCUUCAUUUGAACCUUAUAACUGUGCCAUGUCUUACUAAGUAUCAGUUGGACCAAUCACUCAUUUGGACACCCAUCGUCACUGAAAUGGGACCACCUCAUAUUCAUAUAUUUGCUAAACCUCCCAGAUGUUAUCAAAAAGCAACGGGGCAUCCAUGAAGGUGCUUGGGUGAUAAUUGUUGCCCCUGCGUGUUAACAUGGACAGGUACAUGAAAACGAAAAACCUCUUAUAUCGUGAAAUUUAGAAAGUGUCCCUGAAAAAAGCUCCCAGACAUUGGAGAUCUAAGCAUCCUGAAUGAAGCUGUUGCACUUUUACCAAAAAGAUGCUAUCAGAUACAUGUAUAACUUUUUCGUGUGUACAGAAAGAGCUGAGAGAUUAAACCCUGUGACUAGGUGUGUAGAUUUUCAUGCAUUUGUUUGUCUAAGAUAUGAUCAAAUUCAUUGUGUGUCUGCAUUUACCGUGAUCUGAAGGAAAAGGUCCAAAGGCCUCAACAUUCGUUCUCGGACAAAGCUUAAACGAUCUUGCAUCGUGCUGAUUGUAUAUCCAGAAAAGCUGGAUGUGGCAGCUGAUGUUAUUUUUGGUCUCUCUUUCUAUGCGUAUACAGCACAAUGCUUAUGUGUGUCAUCCACCACCCUCAUCUCAUUCAGUAUCCGCAUUUAUACAUCUAAAGUUCCGUCCAGUGUUUUGUGAGCAGGGUUUUUUUUUCUUCAAUCUGUAUUAUUCCGCCCAAUUACAUGUAUUUUGAUUUAUGUAUUAUGAACUUUGUAAAUUGAUGUUAGGCAUUGUGGGUAAAGUACUCCCUACAAUAUGUGAAAUGAUUGUCUUAUGAAAUUGUGCAUCGCCAGUCAAGCCAAAAGUUCUCCGUGGCAAGACACUUGCUCGCCUGUAGGACACCCUUAAAAGGCUCUUAGCAGUCCACAGACAUUCACCUACAUGUAGCUUUCAUCUGCCAAGGGUGUAGUUAUUGAUGUGCCCUUGGAUAUGAUGCCAUUAGUUCACGAUCAGCUCACCAUUAGCACACCUGUAGCAGGUUCUAAGCGUUCUACACCCAUUCACCUGACCUUCAUCUGCCGAAGAUACAGUUGUUGACGUGGUCUGUGGAUAUGGUGCCUAGCGCAACUAUUCCACUGCAAACACAGGCUGUAAGCAUUUCACUACUAUUCUUCUAUUCUUCACCUUCCGAGGGUGUAUUUACAACGGUUGUCCGCUAAUGUCGUGCCUAAUGCUUCGAGCACACUUGUAACGGGCUUCUAGAAUACCACUGCCAUUCUUCUAGCCAUCAUCUGUCGAGGGUGUACUUACAGCGUUUGUCGGAUGUUGUGGGUAAUGCCACAAGCACAAUUGUAGCAGGCUUGUAGAAUACCACUGCCAUUCUUCUAGCCAUCAUCUGUCGAGGGUGCAGUUACGGCGUUUGUCGGAUCUUGUACCUAAUGCCACAAGCACAGUUGUAACAGGCUUGUAGAAUACAACAACUAUUCUUUUAGCCUAAAUCUUAAAAGGGUGUAGUUACAACGGUUGUCUGCGGAUGUGUAGUUACAAGCACAGUUAUAACAGGCAUCUACAAUACCUCUGCCAUUCUUCUGCGCUUCAUCUAGUGUGGGUGUAGCCCACAGGCGUGGUUCAGGGAUAUGAUGGUCAAUUAACUGGGAUGUUCUUACACUGAGUAUCACGCAGUCAUGCCCUACGCCAACCAAAGGCCAAACCACUGGCAGGCUAGUGGCACAUUACCGGACAGCACGUAGAGAACUUUUGGCAAGGCUUGUCCUGUGUUCAUACAAGCUUAUACCUAGUUGAAUCAUAUAUCAUACGUAUUACGAUUCCGAAAACAUCCUGUACAGUUCAGUUAAAGCAACUGUUAUGUAAUUGUUCGUUCCUCAUGACACUCUUGCAUUUAGUAUUUAAUAAAUCAAGUAAUUAAAAUACA
Molecule: messenger RNA, 12272 nt
Organism: Liolophura sinensis
Lineage: Eukaryota; Metazoa; Mollusca; Polyplacophora; Chitonida; Chitonidae
Product: centrosome-associated protein 350-like
Exons: 42
Coding region: 106-9246 (3046 amino acids)
Biological process (GO): microtubule anchoring
Cellular component (GO): centrosome
Molecular function (GO): microtubule binding
Source: RefSeq, a predicted model, not a curated record